This is a messenger RNA of Sphenostylis stenocarpa, 684 nucleotides long. Lineage: Eukaryota; Viridiplantae; Streptophyta; Magnoliopsida; Fabales; Fabaceae. The record is from the annotation of a GenBank genome assembly.
AUGAUCCGUGGCGGUGACUCUGACUCUCACGCGCAUCUUCUUCAUUCCCCGGAAACCCACACGUUUUUCUCGCCCGGAAGAGAUCGGAGCUCGUCGCAGUCGAUCGAGAGGGACAAAAUGAAUGGGAUUGGGAAUGGAGCAUUGAGCAACGUGGAGAUGGAAUACAUAAGACGACACCACAGGCACGAGCCUGGUGAGAAUCAGUGUGGCUCUGCGCUUGUUAAACAUAUAAGAGCACCGGUUCCUCAGGUAUGGUCCUUGGUGAGGAGGUUUGAUCAGCCACAGAAGUACAAGCCAUUUGUGAGUAGAUGUGUUGUAAGGGGAAACCUUGAGAUUGGGAGUCUGAGAGAAGUUGAUGUUAAAUCAGGGCUUCCAGCCACUACAAGUACAGAAAGAUUGGAGCUCCUUGAUGACAAUGAGCAUAUUUUCAGCAUCAGGAUUAUUGGUGGUGAUCAUAGACUUAGGAACUACUCGUCUAUCGUGUCUCUCCACCCAGAAAUCAUUGAUGGAAGGCCAGGUACGCUGGUAAUUGAAUCUUUUGUGGUGGAUAUACCUGAGGGCAACACGAAAGAUGAGACCUGCUACUUUGUUGAGGCCUUAAUUAAGUGCAAUCUCAAAUCACUUGCUGAUGUCUCGGAAGGGCUUGCUGUGCAAGAUCGCACUGAACCAAUUGAUCGGAUGUAG